AUUUCUAAUUGAUGUAAUCGAUAGCUGUAACUAUCCCAACUACCUCUCUAUCAUCUAAUUGAUCAUAACUAUCCAUUCAUAUACUGCUAUCUUCUGCUUAACAAAUCUCCACCAAUUCACUCACGUGACCCAUUUUUUGCAAUAUUUUUUUUUUUGCUUAGAGGCAUCGAUUUGAUAUUUUUUUUUAUGUUAGUAAUAUCACUAUAACUUUAAACAGAUUCAACUUACCAUUUACAUAUAUUACAUAUACUUACAACAACCAUGAGUGAAAAUACCAAUAAGGGAGCUCUUCAUCCUGACCAGAAGAAAUGGAAAGCACCAAAAGGUCCUAAGGCUGUCCAUCAUAAGAAUAAGAAUUUAAUUGGAUUAGGGAGGACGAUUGCAAAUCAAAGAAGAUUAGAGAAUAAUGUUGAAUUUUUACCUGAUGGUGAAAUGAGAUUCACAACUGAUAAAAAGGAAGCAGGAUGGGUUAAAUUAAGAUCAGUGACUCAAGAGAAUUCCUUAGAUGAGUUUUUAAAUACCGCUCAAUUGGCUGAUACUGAUUUUACAGCUGAUAAAGCUCAACAAGUUAAAAUUAUUAAAGUUGGGAAUACAUCUAUUGUGAAUCAAAAUGGGUUAUUAACGUCGGAAGAAAUGAUUGAAAUGAGAAAGAAACAUCAAUUAUUUGAAAAUAAAUUAACUAUUCCAAGAAGACCCAAAUGGUCUAAAGAUCAAACUAAAUUUCAAAUUGAAAGACAAGAAAAUUUAGCCUUUUUAGAAUGGAGAAGAGAAUUAGCAUCCUUGGAAGAGAAUAAUGAUUUAUUAUUAACUCCCUUUGAAAGAAAUUUAGAAGUUUGGAGACAAUUAUGGAGAGUGGUGGAAAGAUGUGAUUUGAUUGUUCAAAUUGUUGAUGCUAGAAAUCCAUUAUUUUUCAGAUCAGUAGAUUUAGAACAUUAUGUCGAUGGAUUAAGUAAUCCCGAUGAAAAUCAUGCUAAAAGGAAUCUUUUAUUGGUUAAUAAAGCUGAUCUUUUAAAUAAACAACAAAGAUUGGCUUGGGCUGCUUAUUUCAGAGUUAAAAAGAUUAAUUAUGUAUUUUUCUCUGCUGCUAAAGCUAAUGAAUUAUUAGAAAGAGAAAAGGAAGAAUUAGAAAAUGGUAUACAAUAUGAAGAUGAAGAAGAAGAUGACGAUGAAGAAGACGAUGAAGAAGAACUUGAUGAAGUAACUAAAGAAUCAAUCAGAAUAUUAAAGAUCGAAGAAUUAGAACAAUUAUUCUUAACAGAAGCACCACAUUUUGAUAUUGAUCCAGAAUAUCCAGAUAGAAGAUUACAAAUUGGGUUAGUAGGUUAUCCAAAUGUGGGUAAAUCAUCCACUAUUAAUGCUUUAGUUGGAUCUAAAAAAGUUUCAGUUUCAGCUACUCCCGGUAAAACCAAACAUUUCCAAACUAUUAAUUUAUCUCAAGAAGUUGUGUUAUGUGAUUGUCCUGGUUUAGUAUUCCCAACUUUCGCAUAUACUAAUGGUGAUUUAGUAUGUAAUGGUGUAUUACCAAUCGAUCAAUUAAGAGAACAUAUCCCACCUGUAUCAUUAGUAUGUCAAAGAAUUCCUAAAUAUUAUUUAGAAGCCAUUUAUGGUAUCCAUAUUCCAAUUCAAAAAAUUGAAGAUGGUGGUAAUGGGAUGUAUCCAACUGCUAGAGAAUUAUUAAAUGCCUAUGCUAGAGCAAGAGGGUAUAUGACUCAAGGUUUUGGUUCGGCUGAUGAACCUCGUGCUGCAAGAUAUAUCUUGAAAGAUUAUGUGAAUGGGAAAUUAUUAUUUGUAACUCCUCCUCCAAUUUAUAUUGACGGAGAAUCAUGGGAUUUAGCUGAUUUACAAGAAAAUAGAGAUUUUAAUCAAGAUAUCUAUGGAUUACAUAGUUUACCUGAAUCCAGACAAAAGCAAAUCUUACAAGCUUUACAUGAUAAAUCAAUUCCAAUAGAUGAAUUUGAUCUUGCUAAUGAUUUAUCCAAAUUGAAUUUCUCCAUGCAUAUUGGGGAAAACUCAUCCAAGAAAGAGAAUGCCGAUGGAACUAUAGGAGGAGCUAAGACUUUGUUUUAUGGUGGUAAACAAGCAGCUUUAGAAAGUGCCGGUGAUGAUUUAGAUCGUGAAUUUUUUAAAAUGAAUAAUGUAGAAGGGAAAUUCAAUACUCCAUUCCAUAAAAAGGCCAGUGAAGAUGGUAAUAAGAAACAUAAUAAGAAGAAUAAGAAACAAGAAAAGAAGAUUAGAGUUGUAGGUUAUUAAUGAAACAAAAAACAUCUUAUAGUAUAUACUUUAUUAUUUUAGCAUUUUAAUGAAAAGCAAACAGCAUAUUUUAUUUACAAAUUUAAUGAAUUAUUAUUUUUUAAAUUAAAAGAAC
This is a messenger RNA of Scheffersomyces coipomensis, 2365 nucleotides long. Its product is annotated as putative GTPase. Gene Ontology annotation, biological process: ribosomal subunit export from nucleus. The transcript has a single exon. NCBI's taxonomy places the organism in Eukaryota, Fungi, Ascomycota, Pichiomycetes, Serinales, Debaryomycetaceae. The coding region runs from base 262 to 2250 and encodes 662 amino acids. Gene Ontology annotation, molecular function: GTPase activity; GTP binding. Gene Ontology annotation, cellular component: cytosol. The record is from RefSeq and is a predicted model, not a curated record.